AUGCCACCGAGAGGAGCACUCUUUGGAUGCCGUGGAGGUCCAAACCUCCCAAUUUCGAUUUCAUCAUCUUCAGACUCUUCGCCGCCAUCUACUCCGACACAACUUCCCACUCCUAGUUUUGAGGCUACACUGUCGGGCUCUAGCUUUGAGACUGACCCAUCUGAAGGGUCAUAUGAUCAGACACCGGUGCACAUGCCACUGUCUCCAGACCCGUACUUUAUGGACAUCGAGGUGGCUGUUGUACAUGAUAGUCCAGUGCACAGAGAUCAUCCCGCAGCUCCUGCAUCUCCUGCCGCUCAUAUUCCACCAGCCCCUGGCGCACCUACUCCGGCAACACAGCCUGAACCAGCGCCAACUGAUCCAGCUAAAAUAGCACUUCUAGAACAGAUGGCUGAGAUGGACUUGGGGACGAAGCGUUACCAGGGAGGUACUGAUCCCUUUGAAGCUGAUGCAUGGCUACACAAUCUCGAGCAGAACUUUGCUGCAACCCGUUGUCCAGAAGAAUUCAAGAAGGACGUGGCUUUUUACUAUCUAGAGAAAGACGCCAUCAGUUGGUGGUUAUGUGUAGAGAGUAACUUUGGAGACUUCCAUCUGAGUUGGGCUGACUUCCGUACAUCGUUCGUUCGAAAGUAUUUUCCACCGGAGGCCUGUGAUCGAUUGGAGAUUAAAUUCAUGGAGCUAGUUCAAGGAGGAUUAUCUGUUAGGAAGUAUGAGGCAGAGUUCACCCGUCUCAGGAAGUAUGUCCACUAUGGUCGGGAGGACGAGAUGAUGAUUAUCCGUAAGUUCCUUCGAGGACUUAACCCAUAUAUCAGGAGCAGACUUGAGGCAGUAGAGUUUCAUAGGCUUGCUGAUCUUGUUGAGCGUGUUGUGAACGUUGAGGAGGCCAUUGAUGCUGAGAGAGCUUCUUCUUGCCAUUCCGCACAACCUAGACGUCCAUCUGUUCUGUUCCAACCUCAGCCGCAUUCUGCUAUGCAGCAAGGACGAGGAGGUAGAGUUUUUUGUGGGGAUCUUUCUGGAGGUCCUAGACCUAGAACCCCGACUUGUUUCACUUGUGGCCAGCUGGGCCAUGUUAGGCGAGAUUGUCCGAACGUGGGACAGUUCCAAUCGGCUGGACCAUCUCACAUUACUUGUUUCACGUGCGGAGAGCGAGGACAUUACGCGACAUCAUGUCCACACACUCAUCUUGCUCAGCCUGUUGUUUCGAGUACUCGACCCAUUGAACCAGCUAACCCACCUUUACCCUUACCUCCUGCUAAGCGUCAAGCCACUGCUGGUAGGGCUUACGCUUUAGAGUUACCAGGACCAUCCGGACCACCUCAGGGUCCGACUUCAGAUCAAGUUCUUGAAGCGGAAGGCUGCAUUCUAAGAGUUCCAAUCAUUAUCCAAGAUAUGGUUUUCCCGGCUCAUUUGUUAGUUCUCCCAUUAGAGAGGUACGAGGUAAUCUCAGGGAUGGAUUGGCUGUCAAGUUACCGAGCUCACCUUGAUUGUGGUCGAGGGAAUAUUAUUUUCGAGAGAGAUACCCAACCCCUUUUAGCUUACCACGACAUAGUACCAAGUGUUGGAGCGUCAUUAGUAUCACAAUUUAGGAUUGAAAACCUUUUGGAGAAGGGUGAAGAAGUAUACUUAGUAACCUUGGUUGCUGGACCAGUAGAAGACGAGAAAAAGCAGAACAUGGAAGAAAUACCAGUAGUCAGAGAAUAUGAGGACCUAUUUAAGGCAUUAAAGGGAUUGCCACCAUCUAGGAGUAACCCCUUUAGUAUAACCUUAGAACCCGAAUCCGCUGCAAUAGCAAAGUCACUGUAA
Molecule: messenger RNA, 1803 nt
Organism: Brassica oleracea var. oleracea
Lineage: Eukaryota; Viridiplantae; Streptophyta; Magnoliopsida; Brassicales; Brassicaceae
Exons: 3
Coding region: 1-1803 (600 amino acids)
Molecular function (GO): zinc ion binding; nucleic acid binding
Source: RefSeq, a predicted model, not a curated record